UCGCCCAGGACCAAAUUCGCCUCGGUUUCCAGCGCUGGGCGUCGGGUCAAGUUUUUUGGGCGAAUCCCCCCCUCCGCCGCUCCUCCCCCCUCCCCCCGCAGCUGGUUUCCGGUGGGGCCGCGGCGGGGCUCGGCUUGGAGAUUGGCAGGUCUCCUAAGAUGGCGGACGCAGGCGACGGAGCCGGAGGGAUGGCUGGAGCGGGAGGCGCUGCCCCCGCUGCGAAACCCUCGGAGUUGGCCAGGUGGUGGGACGAGAAGCUUGACUUUCAUACCGCCUUUCUUCAGCAUCUGGCAAAAGUUGUUCCGGACAUUUAUUUUGAUGAAAUGGAUCCCUUGCCAGAAAAGGAGGAAGAAAUAGCUCAGAUGACCAUACUUUACCCUCUGGAGUGGUAUCUGUUCGGUGAAGAUCCAGAUAUCUGUCUAGAGAAGCUACGGCAGAGUGGCACUCCUCAGCUCUGUGGAAAGGUGUUCAAAGGUGGAGAGACAACAUAUUCAUGCAGAGACUGUGCAAUUGAUCCAACUUGUGUACUCUGCAUGGAUUGUUUCCAGAACAGCAUUCACAAAAACCACCGUUACAAGAUGCACACUUCUACGGGAGGAGGUUUUUGUGAUUGUGGAGAUACAGAAGCAUGGAAGACUGGACCACUGUGUACAAAUCAUGAGCCUGGAGCAGCAGGAAGCACAGAAGAGAACGUGGAAUGCCAGUUGAAUGAAGAGCUAAUAGCGCAAGCAAGAAAAAUGUUCCCUUCAGUGAUAAAAUAUAUUGUAGAUAUGACUGUUUGGGAGGAAGAGAAGGAGCUGCCUCCAGAGCUCAUAACUAGUAGAGAGAAGCUGGACAAAUACUACUGUGUCCUUUUCAAUGAUGAACAUCAUUCUUAUGACCAUGUUAUCUAUAGCCUACAAAGAACUCUUGGCUGUGAGCUUGGAGAAGCCCAGAUAUAUACUGCUGCUAUAGAUAAAGAGGGCCGGAAGGCUGUCAAGGCAGGAUCGUAUGCUGUUUGCCAGGAAGCAAAAGAAGAGAUUAAGAAACAUUCGAACAACGUUUCCCAAGGUCCCCUAAAUGUUAAGGUUCUUCAUGCUGAUAUUAUGGCUCACCAGAAAUUUGCUCUGCGUCUUGGUUCCUGGUUAAACAAACUUAUGAGCUACUCAAGUGACUUUCGUCAGAUCUUUUGUCAAAUAUGUCUAAAAGAAGAAAUUGAUUCAGAGAAGCCUUGUCUUAUAAGCACAUUGAUGCUUUGGGAUGCAAAACUUUACAAAGGAGCCAGGAAGAUCUUGCAUGAACUAAUCUUCAGCAGUUUUUUCAUGGAAAUGGAGUACAAAAAAAGGUUUGCCAUGGAAUUUGUUAAGCAUUACAAAAAACUACAGAGCGAAUACAUCAGUGAUGAUCAUGAAAGGCAAAUUUCCGUGACAGCACUUUCGGUUCAGAUGUUCACCGUUCCUACAUUGGCCCGCCACCUCAUUGAAGAGCAAAAUGUAAUCUCUGUCAUAACAGAGACGCUGCUUGAAGAGCUCCCCAAAUAUCUGGAUAAAAAUGGCAAAUUCAACUUCCAGGAUUACAGCCAAGAGAAAAUGGGUCGAGUAUAUGCAGUCAUAUAUGACCUCAAGUAUAUUUUAAUCAGUAAGCCUACAGUGUGGACAGACAAACUGCGAGAGCAGUUUUUGGAAGGGUUCCGUUCUUUUCUGAAGAUUCUUAUUUGCAUGCAGGGCAUGGAGGAAAUAAAAAGGCAAGUUGGUCAGCACAUUGAGGUGGAUCCAGAUUGGGAAGCAGCCAUUGUCAUCCAGAUGCAACUGAAGAUUAUUCUCCUGAUGUUUCAGGAGUGGUGUGCCUGCGACGAAGCACUGUUGGUGACUGCUUACAAGGAAUGCCAUGCAACAGUAUUGAGAUGUAGUGCAAGUAAUUAUUCAUGGGACAAGACAGUGAUUCAUUUAUGUGGCCAUACUUUGGAAAACAAGCGCUUCAGGGUGUCUGCAGAUCCUGUCAGCAUACAUCUACCAUUGUCCAGGAUGCUUGCUGGUCUGCACAUACAGUUGAGCAAAACAAAUGUAAUCUCCAGACUCCAAGAAUUCAUAACAUCUGAAGAAUUCCAGGUGCAGAUGUUGGUGGAAUAUCCUUUGCGUUGUCUAGUAUUGGUUGCUCAGGUUGCUGCCGAAAUGUGGAGAAGGAAUGGGCUGUCUCUGAUAAGCCAGAUGUUUUAUUAUCAGGAUGUUAAAUGUCGAGAAGAAAUGUAUGAUAAGGAUAUAAUUUUCCUUCAGAUUGGGGCAUCACUUAUGGAUCCAAACAGUUUCCUCUUGCUUGUACUCCAACGAUAUGAACUGCUUGAUGCCUUUAAGAGAAUUGUGCCAACCAAAGACCAGGAUUUGAAUAAGCAGUGUAACACAUUAAUAGAAGAGAUGCUUCAAGUUCUUAUCUACGUGGUGGGGGAAAGAUAUGUGCCAGGAGUCAGUAAUGUGACAAAAGAUGAUGUUACUAUGCGAGAAAUUAUUCAUCUGCUUUGCAUUGAACCAAUGGCUCACAGUGCUAUCGCAAAAUCUUUGCCCAAGGAUGAAAACAAUGAGACUGGUUUGGAGAAGGUCAUCCACAAAGUGGCCAUAUUCAAGAAACCAGGUGUAUCAGGCCAUGGAGUCUAUGAACUGAAGGAAGAAUGCCGCAGAGAGUACAAUAUAUUCUUUUACCAUUACACCAAAACACAGCGCAGCAAGGCUGAGCAUAUGGAAAAGAAAAGAAGAGUGCAAGAAAACAGAGAUGAAGCACUACCACCGCCUCCUCCGCCUGAAUUCAGCACUGCUUUCAGAAAUGUGGUGAACGUUCUGAAUUCUGAUGUCAUGAUGCAUAUUCUCAGAACUGUGUUGCAAAGAGCACUAGAGCUAGAAAGCCACUUGUGGACAGAAGCCAUGAUCCAGAUGGUUCUUCACCUUCUUGCUUUGGGCCUACUUGAAGAAAAGCAGCAGUUAGAGAAGGUUCCAGAGGAAGAAGUGGCCUUUGACUUCUACCACAAAGCAUCAAGAAUGGGAAGCUCUGCUUUGAAUGCAAUGAACAUACUAAUGAUUUUGGAAAAACUAAAAGGAAUUCAACCUCUGGAAUCGCAAAAAGACAUGAUCAACUGGGUAUUACAGAUGUUUGACACAAUAAAACGGCUGAGAGAGAAGUCAUCGUUUCCCACAGCAGCCAUUGCAUCUGGGCCAGAAUCUGCAAAAGCCAAUGAGAUGCAAAGAACUCAGGACAAGGAAAAGGCUGAGAGGAAGAGAAAGGCCGAAGCAGCCAGGCUUCAUCGCCAGAAGAUCAUGGCCCAGAUGUCUGCUUUGCAGAAGAACUUCAUUGAAACUCACAAGCUCUUAUAUGAAAAUACUCAAGAAACACAGGGGAGGGAUGUUAUGGAAGAGGAGAGCCCACCAAUUAUAGAUUAUACCAGAAUUGCCUUGGGACCCAAGCAAGGGCCAUCUGUUGCAGAAAAGGAAGUGCUGACAUGUAUUCUGUGUCAGGAAGAGCAGGAAGUGAGGUUAGAGUGUGCUGCCAUGGUUUUAUCUGCCUGUGUCCAGAGAUCCACUGCCUUAACCCAACAUAGAGGGAAAAUGCUUGAACUUUCUGGGGAUAAAAUAGAUCCUCUUUUCAUGGAUCCUGACUUGUCAUGUGGAACUCAUACAGGAAGUUGUGGUCAUGUGAUGCAUGCUGCCUGCUGGCAGAAGUACUUUGAAGCCAUUCAGUUAAACUCUCGGCAGCGACAUCAUGUCGAACAAGUUUUUGACUUGGAGAAUGGAGAGUACCUCUGCCCACUUUGCAAAUCUCUGUGCAACACUGUGAUACCCAUUCUUCCUUUGCAAACACACAAGAUAAACAGUGAGGAUGCCGAGGUGGUGGUUCAGCUUCUAUCUUUGAAAAAAUGGAUAGAGAUUGUUAUGGCCAGGAUAUCUGGUUACAACAAGAAAAACCCUGAAGAAGGAAAACAGAUUGCUCCAUCUUUACGUGACAUAGAAAUGGAAGAGACUUCAUCUGAUUUCCAUUCCAUUCUUAGCUUUGGAGUAGAUCCUUUAGUUAAGUAUUCUAAUAGUAUCAAGGAGAUGGUGGUUCUAUUUGCCACUGCAAUUUACAGAAUUGGAUUAAAAGUUGCACCCAAUGAAACUGAUCCACGCAUUCCUAUGAUGACUUGGAGCACAUGUGCGUUUACUAUCCAGUGUUUAGAGAAUCUUCUGGAAGACGAGGGCAAGCCUUUAUUUGGUUCUCUGCAAAACCGUCAGCACAGUGGUCUUAAAGCAUUGCUGCAGUUUGCAGUUGCUCAGAGGAUUACAUUGCCACAAAGCCUGAUCCAGCAACAUCUUGUACGUCUUCUAGGAGUUCUUCUGCCCAGUUUAAAAGCGGAAGACACACCAUCCCUUCUAGACGUGGAUCUGUUUCAUGUUUUGGUUGGUGCUGUGUUAUCAUUUCCAUCUUUGUAUUGGGAGGAUACUGUGGACUUACAACCUUCAUCGAUCAGCUCUGCCUGUAACAAUCUCUACCUCUUCCACUUGGUCACUAUGGCACACAUAACCCAAAUUAUUCUCACUACAACUACAGAGUGCCUGUCUGCACAAGUACAGCAUGACAGUGAGGAAGCACGAGCAGCUGAUUCUUUCUGUAAAGAAAUUUGCAGGUACACAAGUGGUUGUUAUAGCCAAACAGUUGCAGGCUGGUAUUUGUGGGAUUGCAUUAAGAAGGGCAUCAUGCCCUACCUCCGUUGUGCUGCUUUGUUUUUCCACUAUUUGCUGGGAGUGCCUCCUCCAGAAGAACUUUCAUCAGUUUCAGAAGAAGGCCAGUUCAAGGCUCUUUGUGGAUACUUGUCUCUACCCACCAAUCUGUUCUUGCUUUUCCAAGAAUAUUGGGAUACUAUAGAGCCCUUACUCCAGAGGUGGUGUGCGGAUCCAGCUGUACUCAGCUUUCUGAAGGGGAAAAGUAUUGGAAUAAGGUACCCAAGAAAAAGAAAUAAAUUGGUAGAGCUUCCAGAAGACUACAGUUGCCUUCUCAAUAAAGGCUCUCAGUUUAGAUGCCCUCGAUCCUCUGAUGAUGAAACCAAGCACCCCGUGUUGUGCUUGUUCUGUGGGGCUAUGCUAUGCUCUGAAAAUACCUGCUGUCAGGAGCUGGUGAAUGGGGAGGAGCUGGGAGCCUGCACUUCACAUGCUGUCCACUGUGGUGCUGGAGUGUGCAUUUUUCUCAAAAUCAGGGACUGCAAAGUUAUCUUAAUAGGAGGGAAAACCAGAGGCUCUUUCUAUCCUGCACCAUAUCUAGAUGAAUAUGGAGAAACAGACCCAAAUCUGGCGCGAGGCAAUCCUCUGCAUUUGUGUCAUGAAAGGUACAGGAAACUCCACUUGCUCUGGCAGCAACACUGCAUCAUAGAAGAGAUUGCUCGAAGCCAGGAAACUAAUCAGAUCUUCUUUGGAUUCAACUGGCACCUGCUCUGAGUGUCAGGCUCUUCUAGUUUACUAUGACUGAGUCUCUUUAAAAUUUACACAUGAAAUAAUAAGAUGCUUAUUUUAAGGAGAAAUCCCUAGCCCACUAAACUAAACAGUUUUUGGUGGGUGAACUUUGCUUAGAGAAAUAUGCAUGCACACAACCUCUCAGUGUGAUUAUUGAUUGAUCAGAACCAGAAAUUGCUGGGUUCUGUAGAACCGGGUUGGUCAGUGGAUGUCUUUGGGGAAUUACUUUUCCACCGGAGUCUGCUUUUCAUAGGACUAAUUUAGGUGCUUCAAUUUUCCGCCUGUCAUCUUUCGAUGAAAGGAUCAGAUAAUAUUUCCCUUCAUGUAUAUCAGCAGCAGUUCAGAAUAGAACUGCUAUUACUUAAACGGCUCCAGUGCAUCUGAAUAUGAGAACAAUGUACUUAAACCUAUUUAAUCCUUCCUCCCACAACUCUGCAUCUGGCUUCCUCCUCCAGUUUAGCAACACUCAGAGUAGCCACACCCUGUGAUUGGCUGGUCUGUGACUUAUUCUUAGGGGAAGUAGUGUUACCAAGCAUCUAGUAAUCCAUAGGAACAGUGUGAGGAUGGAGCACAGA
Messenger RNA from Podarcis raffonei (Aeolian wall lizard), 6019 nucleotides. RefSeq names its product ubiquitin protein ligase E3 component n-recognin 1 (gene UBR1). The record is from RefSeq and is a predicted model, not a curated record. Gene Ontology annotation, biological process: ubiquitin-dependent protein catabolic process via the N-end rule pathway; protein ubiquitination. The coding region runs from base 159 to 5429 and encodes 1756 amino acids. NCBI's taxonomy places the organism in Eukaryota, Metazoa, Chordata, Lepidosauria, Squamata, Lacertidae. The transcript is spliced from 47 exons. Gene Ontology annotation, molecular function: zinc ion binding; ubiquitin protein ligase activity. Gene Ontology annotation, cellular component: ubiquitin ligase complex; cytoplasm.